AUGGAAUCGAAGGAAUGUGACUCAUGUGAGUCGCUUAUGGAUCGAAUCAAGGAAAAGAUGAUUCAUAUCGAGCAAUUGAGAAAAGAAUUGCAUGUGAAGGAUGAAGAUAUCAUGAACUUCAAAAUCAAGUGUGACAACUUGUCGCUGGAAAAAUCUUGGCUGGAAAAAGAAAAGUCAGUUUUCCGAACCCGUGCCAAGAUGCUGGAAGAGGAGAAUGCUAUUUUGAAGGCACGUCUUCACGAGAAACAUGCCGAGUUCUUGGAGAGCCAGCGGCUGUUAGACGUCGUCCAUGCGGAUCGUGACGAGUGUAUCGAGGAGAAAAUGAAGGCGUCGAAAUUCUACCGAAGUGAGAUGAAGAAGUUAGGAGAGGAGAAUGAGGCGUUGAGCAAGGAGAACAAAAGACUCCGAGGAGUUGAAGAAGACGUCACGGAGCCAACAGAAGAGCUCUCCUUCAAAAAAUUGCUCACUAUGAUCUCGGAAAACCGCCAACAAACGGGAAUUCUCCAUGGCGAUUUGAAUGCGACUCGCCAGCAAAUGGAGUCGAUUCUCCAGAAAAUCUCGGAUCUGGAGAGCCAAAUGGAGCAAAAUCAAGUGGAAUUGGUCAUGGACGCUGAGGAUACUGUAUCCGAGAGUAUGAGUGUGCUCACUAUUGGUGCUGAGGAGGAGGAUAUGACUUUGGAUGACUUAUUGGGAGGUCCUUUGAGAGAGUUACCAGGAGAGAGAAUGAUAGAGUUCAAUGGAGAAUGGAGAUAUGAUAUCACGGCGGUUUGGGGAGGAGCACCAGCGGAACAACUACUGGAGCAGGAGGCUUCAUUCGAGAUGGUCGAUGAGCAGGAGCAAUGA
This is a messenger RNA of Caenorhabditis remanei, 843 nucleotides long. RefSeq lists its product as uncharacterized. The transcript is spliced from 2 exons. Lineage: Eukaryota; Metazoa; Nematoda; Chromadorea; Rhabditida; Rhabditidae. The record is from RefSeq and is a predicted model, not a curated record. The coding region runs from base 1 to 843 and encodes 280 amino acids.